AUGAGCCUCGAUUUUCACCCGACCGCAUCGGCGCAACAGCUAGCCGACGUCAUUCCACAUGGUUUGGCAAUUCUUAAUCAGAAUUAUGAGCUGGUUUCCGGGAACCUAAACUUCCGAACGCUGAUUCCGUGCUCAGAUGCAAAGUUUCUAGAUUGCUGGCUGCAGUCAAUCCACUCGGACGACGUCGGCCGGGUGAAUGGUUGUUUCAAUAGGGCCGCGUCAUCCGAAGCAGCGCUGCGCGUAGAAUACCGGACUCGGAACCAGGACACAUGGUGUCUGCUGACUUUAAAUGCUCUUGCGAAUAAGCACGCUUUCGGCCUUGAUACUCAUGGCGGAUUCAUUGUGACGGUCGCAGAUAUUACACUAGAGAAAAAGGCUGAAUUUUUUCAGAGACAGCUCGUCAAAGAUGCGCAGGAACACAAACAAGUUCAAGAGCGAUUUAUCGACAUGAUUAGUCAUGAGAUACGAAACCCUCUUUCUGCGAUAUUACACUGUACGGAGGAUAUCAUUGAGGCGAUACGCGAAAGAGAAAACCACACAGUGCCUCUUUCGCGUAUCACAGAGUCCGCAGAGACCAUAUGUCUGUGUAUUUCGCACCAGAAAAGAAUCCUUGACGACGUCCUUACGUUCUCAAAAAUUGACGCUUCGAUGCUGCAUCUAGCACCUCGCAGAGUGCAACCCAAAAAGAAUUUUACGGGCCCAAUUUCUCUAUUUCGGCCGCAGCUGCAGAGGAAUGACAUCCAAUUCGAUUACCAAGCCGACGUUUCUUACGAGAGUUGUGGAAUUGAAUGGGUGAUGGCCGACCUUGACCGAAUGGGCCAAGUUCUUAUCAACCUUCUCUCCAAUGCAAUCAAAUUCACAGCCAAUUCCAAAAAUACGCGGAAGAUACGGGUCUCAAUUGGAGCUUCGAAAGGCCGGCCCUCGUCAUACCCGCCGAACGUUGUUUUCUUUCGAACAGGCGAGACUGCGCUCGGCCUUGAUAAGACAGCGUCAACUGAAUGGGGCGACGGAGAAUUUGUAUAUGUCAUGCUCGCUGUCAAAGAUACUGGUAUUGGCAUCAAUGAUCAUGCCCAGAGGCGGCUAUUUGAAAGAUUCAACCAAGCUACGCCAAGGACGGAAGGAAUAUAUGGCGGCUCUGGUCUAGGCCUUAACGUUAGUAGGAAACUGUGCCAUCUACAUGGUGGGGAGAUUGGCGUCAGUUCGAAAGAAGGCGAGGGAAGCACAUUUGGCUUUUUCUUCCGAGUGCGCAAGGGAGCUUACACCAAUGGAGACGGCGUUGAUGUGGACAAUGUUUCGGAAGUGGACAAGUUAUCUCACAACAUUCAAGCAUUAGGCUUGGAAUUGUCCGAGGUCGAAGGACCGACUCCAGACGUUCGAAUACCAAAAGACCCCCCGCUGAGUCAAAUUGACGAAUUGAAUCGGAGCGGCUCUAUGGAUGAAAGAACGAAGCAUAGCCAUGAGAUUGCGCGGCAAGCAAUCGUUCGCAGUAAUGAUAUCCAUCAAAGCCAAAAUGACAAAAAUACCAGUCGACACAUACUCGUGGUUGAGGAUAAUAUCAUCAACAGAAGAAUCCUUUCUCGAAAAUUGAGAUCACUGGGAUUCCAAAUAAUGGAGGCCAGUAAUGGCCUAGAGGCUCUGAAUACUUUCCAGAACAGCAAGCUCGAUUGCAUCCUCAUGGACCAAGAAAUGCCUGUGAUGGAUGGUAAUACAGCAACCAAGCGUAUUCGAGAGCUUGAGAAUGAAAACGAUACACAUAUUCCCAUUUUGGGGGUGACAGCGAACGUCAGAGCGGCGCAAAGGUCAGAAAUGCUCGAGGCUGGGAUGGACGAUAUAAUUCACAAGCCAUACCAUACUGAGGAAAUUGUAGCGAAGAUUAGCCAAUUUGUUCCUGCAACUUUGGAAAUGACGAAAACUUGA
This is a messenger RNA of Penicillium nucicola, 1917 nucleotides long. RefSeq lists its product as uncharacterized. Gene Ontology annotation, molecular function: phosphorelay sensor kinase activity. The record is from RefSeq and is a predicted model, not a curated record. The coding region runs from base 1 to 1917 and encodes 638 amino acids. NCBI's taxonomy places the organism in Eukaryota, Fungi, Ascomycota, Eurotiomycetes, Eurotiales, Aspergillaceae. Gene Ontology annotation, biological process: phosphorelay signal transduction system; phosphorylation. The transcript has a single exon.